AUGUCGGGCGCUUGGGUCACCUUCGACGACGAGCCGGCCUUCCGCGCCCCCCGGCAGGCCACGGAUGCCCCCCGAGGAGACCCCACGCCCCCCGCUGCCUCAGUUUCCCCACAUCCGCCCGACACGGGCCUCGCUCCCCGGGGCCUGGUGACCGCUCUGCCCCUCCCAGAGGGCCACGCUCCGUCCGGUCAACCCUCGCCCGACUCCGGCCUGGCUCGGGGCCGGGAAACGGGGCCUGAACGACGGGGCCCGGGCCCGACCCCGGGUUCGCCCUCGCCCGCGUACCGGAGGCCGGAGCGGCUCCGGGCCUCGUCCGAGCCGCCCGGCCCGGCCUUCGUGCCCCGCUCGCUCUUCCGCCCCGGCGGGAAGUCCGGCUGGGCCCUGCUGCUCCGCAUCCCCGAGAAGAAGAGCGCGAUGUCGUCGCGCCAGUGGGGGCCCAUCUUCCUGCGGGUGGCGGGCGGAGGCGUCCUGCAGCUGUUCUACGCCCGGGGCCUGGAGCGGCCCUUCCGAGAGCUCCGGCUCGGGCCCCGCUGCCGCCUGUCCGAGCCCACGGUGGAGCGCGGCGGGCCCUCCGGCCCGGUCCACGCGGUCAAGCUGGAGCGCGUGACCUACUCCGAGCGACGCCGGGGCCGGGCCGCCCGCGCCGUCCACGCCGCCCAGCUGCUCAAGGUGGCCAGCCCCGACCACGAGGAUUUCCUGGACUUCCUGGGCGCCGUCGAGGAGGAACUGGUCAAGCUGCCGCCCGCCCCGGCCGCCCCCCGCCCCGCCAGGCCGGACGAGGAGCGGGAGAUGUUCCUGGAGCUGGACGACCGCGUCUGGGCCGCGGUCCGGAGGGACGGCGGGGUGGCCGAGGCGGCCGUGGUGACGCGGGUGAGUUGCCUCUGCUUCCUGAACGCCGGGGACGAGUGCUUCCUGGCGCUGGCCGGCCCCCGGCCGGUGGCGGGGCCGGGCGGCCUCCACGUCCACCCGUGCGCCCGGGCCGCGGACGCCGCCGUCCCUCCGGCCGUCCGCUUCUCCCCGCCGGACGCCUGCCGCUUGGAGCUCAUGCGCUUCGGGACGGCCCCGGCCGGGGCGGCCCUGCCGCUGACCCUGCGGGCCCGGGUGGCCGUGCGGGGGGCCCGCGUCGAGCUGAGGGCCUCCGUCCGCGCCGGCCCCUCGCCGGCCUGCAGCCACGUGGCCGUCCAUUUCCCCGUCCCCGCCCGCUGGGACCAGGCCCUGGGCCGGCCCGGCUCCCUGAGGGCCAGGGUGAACCGCGGGGCCUGCCUGGGGGCCCGGCGGGAUCCGGACUCGGAACCCGUGGUCCGGGCGACCGUGGGCACCGCCCGCUACGAGGGGGCCUACGGGGCCGUCGUCUGGAGGAUCGAAAAUCUCCCGGACGAGGACUCGGCCCCGGACCACCGCCACGGCCUGCUCUGCCGGCUGGAGCUCGGCUCCGACCAGGACCUCCCGGAAGAUUGGUCCCCCUUCGCCAGCGUGCGGUUCGUCACGCCCGACGUGUGCGCCUCGGGCACCGAGGUGCGGGCCCUGGGCACCGACGGCGACCUUCAGCCCCAGAAGCACGUGGUCAGGAACACGCGCUACCACCUCCAGCCCAUUCUCUACAGAUCUGUCAUCGAGGACGUCAUUGAGGGGAUGCGAGAGCUUUUUGCCGAAGAAGGGGUCGACGAGCAGGUUCUGAACGACUUGAAGCAGCUCUGGGAAACCAAAGUUGUGCAGUCCAAAGCGAUGGAAGGAUUUUUCAGAAACACCCUGCACACCCCUCUGACACUGCAGUUGCCACCCAACCUGCAUCAGACCUUGUCAUCUUUGGUAAUCCCUGCCGGGAGAAGCAUUUCCAGUUUUACCGGCGAACUGGGCCCCUCGAGUAGCAGCAUCCACUCGACUCUUCCUGCGGGGAUCGGUUAUCCCAUUCACGUCCCGGCCGGGGUGACGCUGCAGACUGCAUCCGGGCAGCUGUACAAAGUGAACAUCCCCGUCGUGGUGACCCAGGCCCCGGAGGGCGGUGGGCUCCUCCAGCACCCGAUCCAGACGAUGUUCCAGCGGCUCGGCCAACCCCAGGUGGCCGUCGGGGCCGAGCUUCAGCUCCCGGACGCCCGGUUCUGGCCGCCCCCGUGGGGGCUGGGAGAAGGGAAGGCCUCCGAAGGGGCCACCGGUGACGCCCCGGCUCCACCGCCAUCUGAUGUCGGAGGGGCCGGGACUCCCGCCGCAGAGCCCGGGUUCCCGGGGAUGGCGGUCCCCUGGGCCGUGGCAGGCCCGCAGGCCUCUGGGCCGCACCGGGAGGCCGACGAUGGAGGUUGGCUUCCAACUCCUCGGCAAAGCGGGGAUGAAUUCCCCCGAGGGGAGCGGCUGCGUCCCCCUGGGAUGGUGCCCGGUGGCCCCCGGGGCUCGGAAGAGGUGUCCCCCAGCGAGCCGGGCAUCAUCCAGGUGGACGGGGCGGGGGACGCGUGGUCCGGCGGGGCCGUGGGCAGCGUGGAAGAGGCCGACGAGAACGAGUUCCUGGGCAUAAUGAGCGCGGAGGACCUGAAGGCCCUGGACGAGGAAGGGGACACCGCUUCCAACGGAGAUUCCACCAGUGGAAGCAGCAGCAGCAGCGACGGCGGCGAGCAAGAGGACCCCCAGCUGGACGUCGUGGAGGAGGACCCGUUGAACUCCGGGGACGACGUCAGCGAACAGGAUGUGCCGGACCUGUUCGAGACGGACAACGUGAUCGUGUGUCAGUAUGACAAGAUCCACCGAAGCAAAAACAGAUGGAAAUUCUACUUGAAAGACGGUGUGAUGUGCUUUGGGGGCAAAGAUUAUGUGUUUGCGAGGGCCACUGGAGAUGCGGAGUGGUAAAGUGUGUGUGUGUGUGUCUGUGUGUGCAUCAACCCUCGCUUUAGCCAAGGCCAAGAUGCUCUUUGAGCAACCUAGAUGGAGUCUAUCCCCCAAAAUUGUUUUAAAUAAAGUCGCCGAGUGCA
Messenger RNA from Tachyglossus aculeatus (Australian echidna), 2957 nucleotides. RefSeq lists its product as uncharacterized. The record is from RefSeq and is a predicted model, not a curated record. Bases 1 to 2835 code for a protein of 944 amino acids. NCBI's taxonomy places the organism in Eukaryota, Metazoa, Chordata, Mammalia, Monotremata, Tachyglossidae. Gene Ontology annotation, cellular component: transcription factor TFIIA complex. Gene Ontology annotation, biological process: transcription initiation at RNA polymerase II promoter; transcription by RNA polymerase II; endocytosis. The transcript is spliced from 11 exons.